CAGAAGUUGCAACUGUUGUGGCAGUCGUGAGAGCUGAUAUUACACAACGCUGUGGAUUCCUUGAAGACCUGCAAACUGAUGGACUGUCUGGAGAAUGUUUUGCUGUGGAGCCAAUGGGAAACCACUGAAGUUAACAGAAGAUCUUACCUCAUUGUAUUUGUGGUACAGCUCCAGUAGAAGUAGCAAGAAUGCCCCUGUGCCCUGCAUAAUCUAUAGACCUGACUGUUAGCUCACUCUCUUUGUAGUCAGAAGAUGCAGGCAUAGCAUGCCUCAGGAAAGGAGAAAAGUGGGCAUGGAUCUCCUGCUUGCAGGAUAUCUAAUUGAGAUGUCAGCUGGAGUUCCUAAUGAUCAGUUGUGAUCCAUGUUCAUGUGGGAAAACAAAGAAAAUAGAAAUCUGGGAAACGAAUCUCCCCGUCCUUUUUCAUCCUGAUUGUGUGAAAUAUUGUCUAACUAAGCACACAGUUGGAGAGAGAAACUGGUGAGGCGUGACGCCAGUGCCAGACAAACACCAGCUUUUGAAACCCGUGGCAUCUUUUGCACGCUACAGCUGACUCGGCUUUAGCGCCGCUUCCUGCUUAAAGCUAUGACCCAGAGAAAAGCAGGAAAACUGCAGCGGAGAAGAAACUUGGUGUACGAAAUCCACCAGCUGCAAAGUCUCGAUGAUCAACUCACUUCCGUAACUAGCAGUAACAAUCUUACAAGCAGUUGUUGUCCAGUGAUUGUACAUCAAGAUGGCAAAGCAAGAGCAUGGGACUUCAGAGACAGUGGAUGAAGAGGAGAUGGAGGAAGAGAUGACAGACUUGGACGCAAUGUGCUCUAAAAGCACUUUUGAAACUGAAAGCCUAGAGGUACUUGAGGGGGGUGGUCAUCUGACCCCAGAAAGUGAAAGCAGCAAGUCCUUCCUGUCUGAAGAAGGCUCAAUUGGUGCCUCACAUACUGUCACCUGCACGUUCACAGUCUCACUAGCUGUCCCUAUAGUGGUUUCAAGGCACAAACGGAAGACAUCCGAUGUAGCUGAGGUGCAAAGAAAUUGUAUCCAAGGUGACAAUCACGGAGCUAUUCCAAGAAUGCGACGUUACUAUCACAUUGAGUAUUUCCUUCUGCCAGAUGAUAUCUCACCCAGAAAACUGGAUUUGGUAUUGUUUGGGACGGUUGCCAAGCUAUUCGCAGAGUCUGAUUCCAAGACUAUUAUACCAUGGUUUGAAAAUGACCAGAUCUGGAUGUCGUGGAACCAUAGUAUUAAUAUCAAUGUCACCAAUGAAUAUCUAAUAAAACUAAGAGAUCACAAAAUAACUUUAAAACUCUGGGAUUCCAAGGACAAAGUUUCUUCAAAAGCUCAGUUUAGUCAACCAAAGAUUUUUUCCUCACAAGUAGAGAAUGCGGAUGCUGCUGGUGGGGUAAAAUACACAGUACUAUUGCAAAGAAAAUUUUUUGAAGAGACUCAGCCACCACCCAGCUGUACAAAAGUUAAAGGAGCAAUGGAAUCCAAGGCACAGAAGGAAUCUUCAGCCCGUCUUGUUAAAGCAAAAGAAACUUACCUGAGUAAGUUACCGACAUCAAAUUAUGGUUUGCCACAUCCUUCAAGGACAGAUGACUUAUGUACCGCGAGCGUGCCUUUUGCGAAUAACAGAUUUCUGAAUGAAGUCCAACUUGUGAAGCAGAAAGCGGUUGCUGAUCCUCCAGGUGAUACAACUUCAGAAAAACCUGAGAAGACAAAAGAUGACUUGGGAAGUCUGACAUAUCAAGCAGACAAAACAGUUACCGCAAGUGGUAGAAGAGCUUCUGGUCCAAAAAAAGUCAUUGCUGCAGGCAACAAGAGACUGUUGAGCCAUGUUAAACUGCCUAAUGCCCAGACCAUGCUCGUGGCUAUGGCAAAGAAACAUGGCAGUACUUCACUGCAGUUGGCUCUCAUGCCUCUCCUCGCAGGGGAAAAGUCUGUGAUCAGUCGUCUGGAAGAAAACAAUCCUAAAGUUUUAGAUGCCUAUAUGACUUUCACUGUGGAAACACCUCUUCUGUCUGAAAGACAAAGACAUGAAUUGAAUCCACUGAUUAUAAAGAUUCGUUCAGCUACCUGCCUCCCAAAUACACCUGUACCAAUAGAAGUGCUGCAGAAAUUGUGUGUUCCCACUUACUGUAAAUACAAGUUUCACAGCUUUCCAGUUCAUCAAACUCAUGGACAAAUCCAUGGAACUCAUGUCUACUUUAAGGAUGUUAACGUGCUUCUAACAGGGACAAUGAAACCCGAAGAAUUAAAAGGGUAUCUUAGAGGUCCGCCUAUGGAGAUUGAAGUUCAUGACCGGGAUAGAAACAUGGCAAACAACACACAAAAGCCAUGUUUGUUUGGGGAGGAUCAAGCUGAUGAGAAAGUGGGUGAGGUGAGCCUCCUUGCUUGCAAAUCCACAAUCUAUAACUCAUUUACAAAGAACAAGGCGUGGCAUCCACAUGGGAUAGCUAAAGUCAGUCUAGCUGAUUUAUUAUUGGGUAAAAAGUGCUUGAAUAUCAGUGUGCCCAUUCAUAGCUGCUCAGCUCCAAAUGCAGCUGCCUGCAAGGAGGAGGAGAAGAAUGAGAGAAUAGUAGGGUCAGUGGAUAGUUUCUCCCUACUACCUAUGGGGCAUUAUCUAGAGUCAGACUCGAUCUUGAAAGUAAGAGUGGAAAUAGCUAUCCCACUGGGACUGCAAGCAGAAACUGCUGAUACUGAAGUCACAAAUUACCCGUAUGGCUGCAUAAUCUACAUUUUUGACUACAAUAAUGCGUCAUUAUUACAUGAUUUGAUGGAAGAGAUCACAGAAAUCAAUGCUGAAGCCCUUCGGCUGGACUGUUACCCUGUAGAGUUAAUCCAAAUGGCUUUUGCUACAUUAAAACUGAAAACCACACACAAACAUCAGAAAGUUUCUGAGUUGGAUAUUGUAACUGGUUUCCAUGUACUGGAUGGAGCAAUUCAUCUCUUUGUCUUGGAGGGAUUAAAAGACGAAGCAAUCAAGAGACUCUGGGACAGACACUUUGAAAGGACUAACAGACCUGAAGAUGGACGAUUGGAAAUACUAUAUAAUUCACACCUGUCUUUCCAUCAACGCCUCUAUAUAGACCUGGAAGCUAUCCUGUAUCAUUUCCGCCUCUGUAAGCCCCUCUUCACUAUAACGAAACAGCCGCUGCUUUAUGUGAGAGGUAUGGUUCCUUGGGCAUGUUUCCAGGCUUUGUCCAGGCUCAGCUACCUCUGUCACAGUAAGCGGCUGAGGGAUGUUGUUCACGGGGAUUUGUUGCCCUCAGCAGAAAUGAUCACAGUCUUGAGUCAAGAGUUUGGAAUUCCAUUAACUAAAGAGGAUCUGUUCACUCAGAAACCUCCUUCAGUCUCAUUUUCCUCUGAUUCUUAUACAAAACCAGCAAAAGUUAGCAGUGUGAAACCAGCAGUAUAUUCUUCGUUAGAUAACUACAAUGAAAAGUAUAUGCAGUGGAAGAAAGAAAUAGAAGACAAAAUAUCUUCUGAAAGAAACCAUAUUGAGGCCAACAUUGCUGCUGUAAGCCAACUCAAAGGAAAGAUGAAAAACCCGAAGUUUGAAGCCUUCAGGAUUUUUCCUGUUGAUGGCAAAUCUGUCUAUAACUACAGUUCUCAGAGCCUGAAUUCUACAGAACUUGCAAAGAAACGUCUUCGCCAGGAAAUGGCAACGGAACCAAAGAAGAGAUUCACUUACUGUCGUGAAUAUCUAUCGGCUAUGUUGGAUCCAGUGGAUUUGGUUGCUGCUUAUAAAGAAUCCUUAGCAAAAUCCAAAAGUAUGUGGCUGUCACCAGAUGGAUUUGUAUUUCCUGGAUAUAAGAGCAGCAUUGAAAGCAACCUUCACCCUCAAAUGCCUGAUAAGGCACGUCUGAAGGAGUUAAGUGAGAAAUGGCAGGAGAACGUUCUGUUUGGUAACAUGGACCCGGUGCUGCCACGAGACAGAUGGAGUUGGGACAAACGACAUAUCGAUUUUGAUCUUUACAAGAAACCGCCUGAGCUGUGCAUGGCAACAGUCCUGCAGAGAGAUGCUACUCAGGUUCUGCAAACUGCGUUUGAUGAUACCAAGCUGAAAGUUCACCGGUGCUCCACAGCAGCUGAGUUACGCGCACGUGGGCCAAGAGCCGCUUUUCAGCUACAGAAGCUCCAAGGACUUCUGAAAGACAAACCCUUGAAAUUCUCACUCAGGAAGCCAGGUCUCAUUUUGAAGCCUAUGCCAGCCUUGUCGGUGUUGGACAGUCAACCCUGUGACAACAGUUCGGAUGUCCUGGGAAAGAGGAAGAGCAUCACUUGCGGCUUUGUACCAGGUGCUAGUGACCAGCACAGCUUGAAGUGGAACAAAAAUAUAAUCCCCUGCCAUAACAGAGAACAUGAGAAGUUUGAAAAACUCAAAGGAGCAGACUUCAAGUUACUUUGCUAUAAUCAUUCAUUUAUUUACAAGAGAGAACGAUCAGCACGAGGAGGACACAGUAACAUCCUCGCACAACAGCAAGACCCUCCCCAGAAUGAUACGAUGGAGCCAACAGUUAUUCUGGAUGCAGCUCGAAGGGAAACAGAGGCAUACAUCUUAGUAAGACAACUGGAGAUUUAA
Struthio camelus australis is the source of this 4580-nucleotide messenger RNA. NCBI's taxonomy places the organism in Eukaryota, Metazoa, Chordata, Aves, Struthioniformes, Struthionidae. The record is from RefSeq and is a predicted model, not a curated record.